Molecule: messenger RNA, 1128 nt
Organism: Styela clava
Lineage: Eukaryota; Metazoa; Chordata; Ascidiacea; Stolidobranchia; Styelidae
Source: RefSeq, a predicted model, not a curated record
AUGCCUCGCCUUUCUGACUAUUGGUCUGGUUUGCCGUAUCUGCACCAUGACUUCUUUCCAAAUGCUAUUUUUCGAAACAGAUUUCAAGCCAUUUUCCAUACGAUGUUUCACUGUUGUGAUAUCGAAGAGGACCAAAGAACGAAAUGGGAUAAAAUACAGCCCAUCAUCAAUUAUGUCGUACAAAAAUUUCAACAACAUUUCGUCCCUUAUCAACAGUUGUCAGCAGACGAGUCGAUGAUCGGGUAUAAGGGGCGAAUUCGUUUCCGACAAUAUAAUCCGAAGAAGCCUAUAAAGUGGGGUCUGCUGGCUAGAACAUUGGCAGAUGCCAACACUGGAUAUUUGUUGAACAUUGUAAUGUAUUACGGUAAAGAUGAGGGGAAGGAAAUAAUCGAAGGAUCGACCAAAACUUCAUCCACAAUUGUCGAGCUCCUCCAACCAUAUCUUGGCAAAGGACAUAACGUAUUUUGUGACAGGCUUUACACGUCAUUGAACUUGGCUGACUAUCUACACGAAAAAAGAACAUAUCUUACUGGCACAAUAAUGCAAAACAGAAAAGGCGUCCCUGUUGAAAUCAAAGGAAAAUCCAAGAGCCUGAUUUCAAUGCGGAGCAGCAAGAUUCUACUACAAACUUGGACUGACAAAAGGCCUGUCACAAUGAUCUCCACUUAUUAUCGUGGAGAUGAAAUAAUUACUAAAGACGUAAGAGGGCGCGACAUGACUGUCAAUAAACCGUUAGUGGUUGAAAGAUACAUUCUAUACAAACUGUCAAGGCUGGCUAAACAAACCAGAGAUAUUAAUUUGCUUAGCUUCCGCAGAGACCUUGUAUCUGAUCUUGUGGAUAUUGGGAGAGAGGCCACUCAGCGGAAGCGACGAUCUGGAUCUGCCUCAGAUGUUACAACUGAAACAAAUAUCUUCCAUGUUCAAAAAAAGGUCGAGCCUGGGCAAAGACGUAAAGAAUGUAACUUGUGUAGCAAAGGCAUAAUUGGCAUCUGUUGCCAUGAUCUUCUGUGGCUGACAGUUCCUCCGAUUGUUCCAACAGCUUUUUUUGAGCGUCCUGGACUGAUGCGACAGCGGCCAGAAGCUGGUUUUGGGCUUCGUUAUUCAUCCUGCUGUCUUGAUAGUGGUUGA